Molecule: messenger RNA, 2241 nt
Organism: Rubroshorea leprosula
Lineage: Eukaryota; Viridiplantae; Streptophyta; Magnoliopsida; Malvales; Dipterocarpaceae
Source: the annotation of a GenBank genome assembly
GGUUAUUAAAAUUGCCGAUUUUCCCAUUCUGUAAUCACCAAGCAGCAACUUUUGUACUUAUUAUAAAAUUUGGCAAAAGACUGUUUAAGUCUUCGUCCUUGGUUUCUAUCAGUUUCGCCAUUGUCUUCUACUGUAUAAAGGUCUUUCUUCUUCCUCUGAUCAAUUUUAUAGGAAGGAUGGCGAUUAGAAAACACCCUUCUAAUUCGUGAAAAGAUCACCGGAUUUGCUCAAGUAAUAUUGAAUCCCAAAAUGCUGACUCUCACCAUCUUCUUCAUCUCACUCCUCCAUCUUCUCCUCCCCACCACCACCACCGCCCCAGUCUACAAUGCCACUGACAUCAUCCUCCUUGACUGCGGCUCACCGUCCAAUACUACGUCAAUGGAUGGCCGAAACUGGUAUGCCGAUCCGCGAUCUAUAUAUUCGUCCUUCAACGACCCAAACUCAUCAUUUUCUUUAAAUGCCUCCCACCAAGAGCCUGGGGUUCCCAAAGUUCCAUACCUCUCUGCUCUCAUCAUUAAAUCUAAAUUCACCUACAGCUUUUCCGUCUCCCCUGGCCCAAAGUUCCUUCGUCUCUACUUCUACCCAGAAAAAUACUCCACUUUUGACAUGACCGCUUCCUUCUUCAACGUCACUGCGAAUAGCUACACCCUCUUGAAAAAUUUCAGUGCGCAUAUGCACCUGAUGACCAACGUGGACGUCUCGAUCAAAGAAUUCAUUGUUCCUGUGUGGGACAAUGAGAUUCUUAAUGUAACUUUCAUCCCUUCUCGGAACUCUUACGCUUUCAUAAACGGCAUCGAAAUUGUUUCCGUGCCAAGCAGCCUCUACUUAAGAGGUUGGGAAACCCGACUUGUGACUGUAGACCAUGGCCGUUCCUUCCCUUUCGAUAAUACCGUCACCUCCCUUGAGACUCUUCAUCGACUGAAUGUUGGCGGGAGUCGGAUUGUGGACGUGGAUGACACAGGAAUGUACCGAACCUGGAGUCUAGAUGCAGAUUAUCUCGUUGAGUCAAACUGGACUAUUCCGAUUUUGAACAAAUCCCAACGGCUUCAAUUUGAAAACGGAACACCAGCGUACACCGCACCCGAGGAAGUUUACAUUACUUCUCGUAUGAUGGGCAAUGAUGCUUCGUUGAAUUUGAAAUCCAACAUGACCUGGAAGUUCUCCGUUGAUGCGGGGUUUCACUACCUCAUCAGGCUUCAUUUCUGUGAGCUUCUGGCGGAAGUCACAGGCCCGGAUCAACAUGUUUUCGACAUAUUCAUUAACAAUCAAACAGUGGAAACAAACAUAGAUGUGUUUUCUAUGAGCGGCGGCAUAGGAUUUCCGAUGUACAGAGACUAUAGGGUUGACAACAGGACCCAAGGGAGGGACCUCUGGCUAGCACUACACCCUCAAACCGGAGGACUUGUUGAUGCCUUCUUGAACGGUUUAGAGCUUUUCAAACUGAAUCAAUCCGAUGGUAACCUAGCUGGACCCAAUCCUGACUCGAUUUCUAGUCCCGCACCUCCAGACUCGCAAGGCCCAAAGAGUAAGGUAACAUCACUAAUUUUGCCAAUCAUUGGAGCUAUUCUCGGUGGUUUUGCUCUGGUUUCUCUCCUCGUGAGCUUUUUCGUCUUUCAAAGACACAGAAAACUGAAAGACUCGCUCUCUUUCACAUCAAAGUUCUUUACCACAAAAACCUCCUCCUCGUUACCGUCUGAUAUCUGUUGUCACUUCUCAAUUGCCGAGAUCAAAGCAGCCACUCAAGAUUUCGACGAUGCGCUUCUAAUCGGAAUGGGCCUGGCCCAAUGGGCCCCUAGUUGUUGUCAAAAUGGAAGCCUUGAUGAAAUCGUGGACCCGUAUCUGGCAGGCCAGAUUGCGCCGGUGGCCUUGCAGAAGUUCGGUGAGAUCGCGGAGAAUUGUCUUCAUGAACGUGGAAAUGAACGUCCGACAAUGAGGGAUAUCGUGCGGGCAUUGGAGUAUACAUUGCAGCUUCAAGAAACCGAAGAAGAAAACACGAAUGAUAGUGACGCUAUUAUCACCGAUGAAGGUUCAAGUGAGAAUACGGUAAAAUCCCAAUACAUAUCAGUCGACAGUUAAUAGUUAAUUAAGAAAUUUAAAAACAGUAUUUCAUAAUAGUUACUAGGGUAAUUUUUACUCAAUUAAUAGUAGAUUAAGAAAUACCUAUUAGUAGAUGAUUUGUUAAAUUUAGCCGAAUGUGUGAUUGGUUGUGUAAGUGAUAGUGCAUAAAACUAUUGCUUGUUG